This is a messenger RNA of Gastrolobium bilobum, 732 nucleotides long. RefSeq names its product protein TRANSPARENT TESTA 16. Gene Ontology annotation, biological process: positive regulation of transcription by RNA polymerase II. The coding region runs from base 1 to 732 and encodes 243 amino acids. The transcript is spliced from 6 exons. NCBI's taxonomy places the organism in Eukaryota, Viridiplantae, Streptophyta, Magnoliopsida, Fabales, Fabaceae. The record is from RefSeq and is a predicted model, not a curated record. Gene Ontology annotation, molecular function: DNA-binding transcription factor activity, RNA polymerase II-specific; protein dimerization activity; RNA polymerase II cis-regulatory region sequence-specific DNA binding. Gene Ontology annotation, cellular component: nucleus.
AUGGGACGCGGAAAGAUUGAGAUCAAGAGGAUCCAGAACACCACAACAAGGCAAGUCACCUUCUCCAAGCGAAGAACGGGUCUCAUGAAGAAGACUCGUGAGCUUUCUGUGCUCUGCGAUGCAGAGAUUGGGCUUAUCAUCUUCUCCAGCACUGGGAAGAUGUUUCAGUACUGCACUGAACCCUUGAGGAUGGAACAGAUGAUAGAAAAGUAUCAGAGAUCCACAGGAACUAGCAUUGUGGAACAUGAUCACCCCCGGCAAGAAUUACUCCAUGACGUGGCAAUGCUCAGGCAAGAAACUCUACGUCUUGAAUUGGGAAUUCAACGCUAUCUUGGAGAGGAUAUGAGCUGCUUAAAAUUUGAGGACUUGACGAAACUUGAAGAAGACUUAGAGAGCUCUGUCGCCAAAGUUCGAAAUCGACAGAAUGAGCUCUUACAACAGCAAAUCGAGAAUCUUCGCAGGAAGGAAAGAAUCUUGGAAGAAGAAAACAGCAAUUUGACCAAUUGGAUUCAGGAGCACCGAACAAUGUUUGAGUUUCAGAAAGCAGCAGUGGAAGCAAAUAAACCAGUGCAACAUCAGCAAGUAAUGGAUCACUUCCCUUUCUUUGAAGAACAACCUACUAGUACCUUCCUUCAACUUGCUGCCCCUGCAUUUCCACACCUUCACCCAUAUCUUCAGUUGGCGCAGCCCAAUAUUCAUGACUCAGUCAGGGCCCCAGAGCCACAAAAUUAA